Messenger RNA from Westerdykella ornata, 1035 nucleotides. RefSeq lists its product as uncharacterized. The record is from RefSeq and is a predicted model, not a curated record. Gene Ontology annotation, cellular component: ribosome; cytosolic large ribosomal subunit. The transcript has 3 exons. The coding region runs from base 238 to 780 and encodes 180 amino acids. Gene Ontology annotation, biological process: ribosomal large subunit assembly; cytoplasmic translation. Lineage: Eukaryota; Fungi; Ascomycota; Dothideomycetes; Pleosporales; Sporormiaceae. Gene Ontology annotation, molecular function: structural constituent of ribosome; RNA binding.
UUGUAGUCUACAGACGGUUUGCCGCCAACGCGGCUUUUCGUUCUCACCCUCCUCAUCAGCCUCCUCCUCAUCGUCGUCUUCUGGUUCGGCUACAAUCACCCUUUCUUGGCAUCUGGCCUUUUUGCAAAGCGUUGAGUCAGCAGGCCUGAUUAGUCAUCACCGCGUAUCCCACAAACCGCAAAAUCCGUCUCCCGUCCAGCUUGGCUCCUCACCAAAGACGAGUUCAACAGGUCGACCAUGGCGCAGAAGUUUGGCAAGUACUAUCCCGCGGAGGACGUCCGCCAGCCCAAGAAGGCGCGAAAGUCACUUCGGCCGGCGAAGCCCCGGGCCUCUCUUCAACCCGGAACUGUCCUCAUCCUUCUUGCAGGACGCUUUCGCGGUAAGCGCGUCGUCCUCCUCAAGCACCUUCCCCAGGGUGUCCUCCUCGUUACCGGCCCGUACAAGAUCAACGGCGUCCCCCUGCGAAGGGUAAACGCCCGAUAUGUCAUUGCUACGUCGACUAAGGUGGAUCUGAGCGGUGUGGAUGAGAGCGUCCUCAACAAGGCCAGCGAGGACGGCUACUUCACCAAGGACAAGGAGACCAAGAAGCCUGGCGAGGAUGCUUUCUUCAAGCAGGGCGAGAAGCCCGAGAAGGAGACCUCCAAGGACCGUGUAGAGGACCAGAAGGCCGUCGACAAGGCUCUGAUUGCUACGAUUCGCAAGGAGGCCCACCUUGCCGACUACCUCAAGUCUACCUUCAGCCUGCGCAGCUCCGACAGGCCACAUGCGAUGGUCUUUUAAACGUGGAAACGGGCAAUCGGCGUUCAAGUGCAUGGGAUGGAUGAAAGAUGACUUCGGCAUGCUGCAGCCGUAAUAGCAGAAACCACAACACUUUGGCACAGCGAGCCAUUUUCUCGUGGGAGGAUUCGGUCUGCAUUUCCUAUACAUUCUGUAACAGGCAAAGCGAAUUCGAACCGGUCCGAUCGUGAAGUCGUGGCAGAUUGCUGGCAGAUUGCUGUGAUGACAUGCAAGUUUACAGGUUCGCAAUAGACAGGU